Molecule: messenger RNA, 5754 nt
Organism: Nerophis ophidion (straightnose pipefish)
Lineage: Eukaryota; Metazoa; Chordata; Actinopteri; Syngnathiformes; Syngnathidae
Product: palladin-like
Exons: 21
Coding region: 669-5300 (1543 amino acids)
Cellular component (GO): keratin filament
Source: RefSeq, a predicted model, not a curated record
UGAGUUGGGACGUCAGACACUGAGCCCGAGAGCUGCUUCUUCAGGCUCCUCACACCAACCAGCUUCUAUUGGAUCCUCACACUAACCAGCUUCUAUUGGAUCUUCACACUAACCGGCUUCUCACACCAACCGGCUUCUACUGGGUCCUCAAACCAACCAGCUUUUAGGUUCCUCAGACCAACCAGCCUUUAAUGGUCCUCCAUACCAACCAGCUUCUUCUGGCUCCUCACAACAACCAGCCUUCAUUGGUUCCUCAUACCAACCAGCUUCUUCUGGCUCCUCACAACAACCAGCCUUCAUUGGUUCCUCAUACCAACCAGUUUCUUCUGGCUCCUCACAACAACCAGCCUUUAUUGGUUCCUCAUACCAACCAGCUUCUUCUGGCUCUCGAUACCAACCAGCUUCUUCUGGUUCCUCACAACAACCAGCCUUCAUUGGUUCCUCAUACCAACCAGCUUCUUCUGGCUCCUCACAACAACCAGCCUUCAUUGGUUCCUCAUACCAACCAGUUUCUUCUGGCUCCUCACAUCAACCAGCCUUUAUUGGUUCCUCAUACCAACCAGCUUCUUCUGGUUCCUCAUACCAACCAACAGAAAGGCUUCUUCUGCUCAACGGGAGAACAACUUGACCGGUGUCAGAAGACAUUUGGUCACAAAGUUCACUGAAGGAUGCAGCACGGGAGUUGGAACCAGCCACUCCCCAUAUCUCUGCUGCUCAAGGGCCCGGCAGGAGACCAGGCUGCUGGCGUUGAGGAGGACUAUGGCGUGGUCUUGGCUGAUAAUGAUCUCUCUGAGGACCCCCAGCUGGAGGUGCAGGCCGGCAGAGGUGACUUUGUGGAUCUCACUGAAUUUUUGAACGCCGAAGAGAUCAACCGCAGUCUGGACUUGGCCUGGGAGGCCUUUGGUGACGCAGAAGAUCAACGUCUUAAGACCCAGGCGCAGGAUCUCAAAGAGGAGCCUGGAGAUGUUCGUCAGUCUUCACCCUCACCUGAGAAGCUCACCUGUCACAAGCCUGCACAGCCUCUUUACAAACAGGACAAACCUCGGCUUCUUCACGCAGACUUGGAGCUGAACGAGCGCACGUCUUCCGUCACGGAGUUCUGCAGUCGGGCCGCCACCUUCAUCGAGGAGCUCUCGUCCAUCUUCAAAGGGUCAGCACAUGGGGAGGGGCAAGUGGACGACCACUUGUCCUCCCCUCUUGGUGGACAUCUGUCUCCUGGGAGCCAGCAAGCAGACCCUGCUACCUCCUCCUCACCCUGCUGGCCAGUACCAAGUCAACCAUCACCCUGCCAACCAACCCCCUGCCAACCAUCACUAUGUCAACCAUCCCCAAGUCAACCAUCACCCUGCCAACCAACCCCCUGCCAACCAUCACUAUGUCAACCAUCCCCAAGUCAACCAUCCCCCUGCCAGCCAUCACUAUGUCAACUAUCCCCAAGUCAACCAUCCCCCUGCCAAUCAUCACUAUGUCAACCAUCACCAAGUCAACCAUCCCCCUGCCAACCAUCACCAAGUCAACCAUCCCCCUGCCAGCCAUUACCAUGUCAACCAUCCCCAAGUCCACCACCACCCUACCAGCCAUCACCCUGUCAACCAUCCCCAAGUCAACCAUCACCCGGUCAACCUUCCCCAAGUCCACCAUCACCCUACCAGCCAUCACCAAGUCAACCAUCCUCCUGCCAAGCAUUACCAUGUCUACCAUCCCCAAGUCAACCAUCACCCUACCAGCCAUCACCAAGUCAACCAUCCCCCGGCCAGCCAUCACCAAGUCAACCAUCCCCAAGUCAACCAUCCUCCUGCCCGCCAUCACCAUGCCCACCAGAGCAGACUACGUACCAGCAAGCGGCGGCCGGUCCUCCACUGGCAGGUCCACAGGAGGUGGUUCCUGCCGCUCAGGAGCAUCAUCAAUGCGAGGCUCCGCCCCCAUGUGGAACCCUGAUCCCGCCCUGCUUUGUUCAGAAGCUGAAGAGCCAGGAGGUGGCAGAAGGAAGACCUAUCCGUCUGGAAUGCAGCGUCAUCGGGAACCCACAUCCACUCAUCAGGUGGUUCUGUGAAGGUCGAGAGCUGCACGACUCACCUGACCUCCACAUCUGGAGCGGUGAUGACCUUCACACCCUGGUCAUCAACGAGGCCUUCCAGGACGACACGGGACGCUACACCUGCGUGGCCUCCAACUGUGCGGGUCGUGACCACACCUCUGCAGAGGUCUACAUCGAAGGAGCUUCAUCCUCAGACUCAGACGGAGAAGGAUCAGCGUCAAAGUCCAGACCAAGAAGCAUGACCCAGCCGCAGAAGAAGAGCACCUCCAUGUCUCUGACCAUCCGCUCGUCGUCGCCCCAGACGCCCGCGGUCCUCCCUCGCCGCUCCACGCUGGUGCAGUCCUUGUCGCAGCCUCUCCAGCGGACACAGAGCCCCAUGUUGUCCUCCAGCGCCGUCGACCUGCCCGUCUUCACCAAAGUGUUGCAGGAUGCCCAGGCGUCCGAGGGUCAAGUGGUGGUCCUAGAGUGCAGGGUCCGUGGAGCCCCCCCUCUGCAGGUCAGAUGGUUCCGCCAAAGUGAGGAGAUCCUGGACUCGCCAGAUUUCCGAAUACUCCAGAAAAAGCCUCGAUCUGCAGCGGAGCCAGAGGAGAUCUGCACCCUGGUGAUUGCAGAGGCCUUUCCAGAAGACGGAGGUCUGUUCUGCUGCACCGCCUCCAAUUCUUAUGGUUCUGUUCAGACCAAAGCCCGGCUCACCGUCACUGCAGGACCCAACAAGUCAUCCAGUAACGGUUUAUCUGGAGAUGGCUCCGAGUUUGAGGACGGAGCAGCCUUCCCUCCGCCACCUCCGUCCACAGAAAUCAGCCUCUUGGAGCUGCCGCCGAAGAUAUUUCCACAGCCCUCCACUGAGCCUUUUCACGUAAAGGAAGUGGAGUUGUGGCCUGGUGGUUCUGGUACACCUUUGGCUCCGCACAAGACUGGUUUCAUGUCGAAUGGACGACUCCCGAUGCAACCGUCUCCGCCUGCCGAGACCACACCUCCUCCGCCUGCAGAGCCCGCACCUACUCCACCUCCACCUUCUCCUCUACUCCCACUCCAAAGCUCGCCUCCCACCCCUAAGAAUCUUUCUCCGGUCCCUGGGAGAGAGGGCGGUCCUCUUCCGACGAAGCCCAAACCAAAGCUGAACGCAUCUCAGCUGAAGCAGCUUCAGGAGCAGAUUGUUCUGGAGCAGCAGGAAGCAGCCAUCUGGCAUCAGCAGCAGGAAGUCUGGCCCGGGCCACAGGAAGUCAUCCAAAGCCAUUCCCCGUCACCCCCUCUUCCCCCUCCUCCCUCCUUCCAAGAACUGGAGAACAGCACAGCCAUGCAGGCCAGCACCUUCAACUACGCCCGGCCCAAACAGUUCAUUGCUGCUCAGAGCCCCGGAGGAGGAGGCGGCGGCGGCGGCUUUCCAACCCAGUCCGCGGGCUCCUCGCCCACCUCGCAUACACCCUUCAACAAAAUCUCCGCGCCAGCGUUCUCUAAGGCGGCCAGCGCGGACGUGCCUAGCUCGCCUUCCUUCCCACCCCCGCCCCCGCCCGACUUUGAUUCGGGCGACUUGUCGUCCCCAGUGUGCGGCGUCGAUGACCUGCCUCCUCCCCCACCGCCUCCUCCCCUGCCCGUGUCCCCCGCUUUCUCUGACGUGUCCUCGCCAUUCUCCUCCGUCCCUCCAUCUCCCGCCUCCGGCUUCCUGUCCUCCCUGUUGCCGGCCACGCCCCCUACGUCCAGGGGCCCCGCGGUCAACGCAUUGGGUCUCCCCAAAGGCAACAGCACUGUCAAAGCCUUCCCCAAGAAGUCGCCCGCCUCCCACACGCCUCGGCUCAACUCCAACUUGGACAUCCAGGGCUCCAAGGACGCCGUCAUCCAGGACUUGGAGAGGAAGCUGCGCUUUAAAGAGGAGCGCAUGAGCAACGGGCAACAGAGGCUAACCUAUGAGGAGAAGAUGGCUCGCAGGCUGUUGGGCGUCGACAACGCUGCCACACUGUUGAAGGCCCAGGACGCCCAGGAGGAGCCUGUCAAUCAGGAAUACAAAGUGUCCAGUUUCGAGCAGCGUCUCAUCAGCGAGAUCGAGUUCCGUCUGGAGCGUUCGCCGGUUGAAGAGUCAGACGACGACGUUCAGCACGACCCCGACUCGGCAGACCCGCUGGGGGAGGGGCCCACCUUCCAGCAGAAGCUGAAACACUACAAAGUCUUUGAGGGAAUGCCCGUCACCUUCACCUGCAAGAUUGAUGGGGAGCCCAAACCUAAGGUGUACUGGUUUAAAGACGGCAAGCAGAUCUCCAAGCGGAGUGAGCACUACCAGAUCAGCCGUGGCAUCGAUGGCACGUGCGCGCUACACACUGCAGCGGCCUCACUGGAUGAUGACGGCAAUUACACCAUCAUGGCGGGCAACCCGCAGGGCAGGGUGAGCUGCACGGGCAGGAUGAUGGUCCAAGCCGUGAACCAGCGAGGCCGCAGCCAGCGCUCCUCGCCGGGACAUAUGCGCAGGCCCAGGUCCAGGUCCAGAGACAGCGGCGACGAGAGCGAUAACAUCCAGGAGCGCCACUUCCGGCCGCACUUCCUGCAGGCGCCCGGCGACCUCAUCGUACAGGAGGGCCGACUGUGUCGCAUGGACUGCAAGGUGAGCGGCUUGCCGACCCCUGACCUUGUGUGGAAGCUCAACGGACAGACCAUCCGCCCGGACUCCGCACACAAAAUGCUGGUGCGGGAAAAUGGCGUGCACUCGCUGGUCAUCGAACCCGUGACCAGUCGUGAUGCAGGCAUCUACACUUGCAUCGCCAGCAACCGCGCCGGACAAAACUCCUUCAACCUGGAGCUCAUCAUUGCAGCCAAGGAGAUGCAGAAAGUGCCAUCAUUUGUGGAGAAGCUCCAGAACACCAGUGUGGCGGAGGGCCACCCGGUGCGGCUGGAAUGCCGCGUCACCGGCGUUCCUUCCCCGCAGAUCUUCUGGAAAAGGGAAAACGAGUCACUCACCCACAACACAGACAGAAUAAGCAUGCACCAGGACAACAGUGGCUACCUGUGCAUGAUCAUCCAGCCCGCCACCAAAGAGGACGCCGGCUGGUACACGGUGUCGGCCAAAAACGAGGCGGGGAUCGUGUCCAGCACCGCACGACUCGACGUGCACGCCCAGUGGCAGCAGCCCAACCUCCCCAAAGCGAAGAAGGUGCGUCCGGCCAGCAGCCGCUACGCCGCCCUGACCGAGAGAGGCCUGGAUGUGAAGGCUGCCUUCUUCCCUGACAGCAGCCCUCUGCCACCCGGGAGCCUGGUGGAGAGCGACGAGCUGUAGAGAAGGAUCGACAGAAAGACCUUCCUGCUUUGGGUGGUUUGGAAAGUUUAAGUGUUCAAGUCGCGGGACUGGAGGGCGAGAAGGUGAGAGCUGUACAGGAAGUGGGUUUUUUUUUUUAAUCAGGAGUGAGAUGUUGGCUUUUGGCAGGUUCUACAAUGAUGGACUUUGAGGAGUGCUUGGGGGGACACACAUCUAUUUUCUGUGUUGAAUGAAAAGGCUAAGAAGCCCUAGCUGACGUUGAAAUUAUCACCAGUCUGUAUCAAACUAUAUUCAGUCACUCUUUAGGCCUUUUCGAACCACAAGAACACACUUUGGACUUAGGCUGGAUGAUUCUUGCCAAUCAUCUGACAGCUCUUGUGUGUUACCGUGCCAACCCAGGCCUGUGUAUGGAUUGUUCUCCUUAUAUAGCGUUAUUAUUUUAGCUUGUGAAAAGUUCAAUAAAGAAUCUUCCCAA